Messenger RNA from Aphanomyces astaci, 1949 nucleotides. RefSeq lists its product as hypothetical. Lineage: Eukaryota; Oomycota; Saprolegniomycetes; Saprolegniales; Verrucalvaceae. The record is from RefSeq and is a predicted model, not a curated record. Gene Ontology annotation, molecular function: protein binding. The coding region runs from base 8 to 1810 and encodes 600 amino acids. The transcript is spliced from 2 exons.
AAAGCCAAUGUAUCGAAAUAUUUCGGUUUCACGGAGUACGAAGGUACACUCGGUUAUUGGAUCUGCAAACCUCAGACCGACCACCAUCAUGCUGCCGUCGCCGCGGGACACCGCAACGUCGCUGAGUCCGCUCAAUGUCGAUUUUGGCAGCCGAGCUUUACUCCGUCGACACACUGUGACCUUCCAAGACCCAACGCUCGUGCCGGCGUUCGUGCUAGGCAACCGCGACCGUGUCCGUGCAUUGAGGGCCAAGUUGGACGUGAACUCGGCGUCGUCGUUUCCGAAUCUCCUCGUUUUGAACCGGGCCAUGAUCGAUCAGGCAUCCCGCACUGAUGGCGGCAUCCUACAGUUGUCGGGCGGGGAGAGUCUUGUGAUGGAGUUUCUGUCGGCGGACGACUUGGUAUCGGGGUCGAUGGUCUGCAGGAGCUGGCGAACGUUGUGUCGCAUGGAUCACCUGUGGACCAAGUUUUUGUACACUCCCGUCGAGCGGUACCCCCUGCGGCAACUUCUCCAUCUCGAGGACGACCGAAUGUAUCCAGCCAUCCAAGUGUACAUGCACUUCCGGUCCUCCGGCCUGGUUCAACCACGCUCGUCCUGCGUGCACAUUGGCACCAACGUCGCGUUGAAGCAGUCCCGCGGAACCGUCCCCUUUCGGCAAUGGCUCGACUCCCAGCCGUCGCCGCUUCCAUCCAGCACCCUGCGCGCCGUGUGCCGCCAGCUUCUCGUCGCGGCAACCGCCGUCGUGUCCACCGAGAGUCGCGAGGUCUCCGAGUUUCCGUUCGAUGCGAUGUACAUGCACUAUGACGAAGCAUGCGGUGCCGUUGCUUCGUCUCACGAGGGAAGGGUCCCGCUGCUCCAAGUGGCGACGCAUGCCGGUGACUUGUAUCGGAGCGACCACGACUGGCACCAUCGGCACCGCCGCCACCGCAACGACGACGACCACUUCUUUACAGGCCCCGCCCUGAACGACGGUGACGGACAGCUGCCUUCAUCUCCUCGUCACCACCAUCAGCCUUCGAUCCCCCGUCUCGUGCUGUCGUUUCUCCACUCCGCAUUGGACAUUACCGUCGGCCGCGAAGUCGCGCAUGAAAACCUGGUGCGCCGAUGUCUCACUGGCCAUGCUUCGAUGGAUCCCGCGCUCAAGAGCAUGCUCGAGUACGGGAUGUACCUGCUGCAGUGUCCCAGACACCCUGACCUCUUCUCGACGCUUCUCGUCCAUCCAUUCUUUCACGACGAUUCAACCACAACUUCGUGGCCAUCCGUGGACUUGACCUUGCACACCAUGACACCAGCCACGUACCUGGCCAACGUUGUCACAUGGUUUCACGCAACACCAGCCCUGGAACAACGAAUCUUGUUCCCAUUUACGUUUACGCCGUCGACGUGGGUAUGUCACGACGUCAUCCAUAUGACCGACGUCGACACGUCCGCGCUCCUGCGAUACCGUUACACGUCUCUUCGAGCUCCAACGACGGCCGAUUCGAAUUGGAUGGCGGUAGCUGCCGUCCACCAGGCAUCGACGCUGCACAGUUUGGACUUGUCGCUGGUGCAAUUGCCCACUAGCACCAUACUGAAUGCGCUCGGCCCGCUGCGCAACCUCACGGACCUGAUUUUGCCCCAGACUUGGAUGCCCAACAACCACAUGGAACCGCUGGUCGCGGCCUUUCAAAGUCAUUUGAGCAAACUCGAGCGAGUAGAUAUAGCAUUCCUCACGGCACUGCAGACCCUCGAUGACUCGUACUCGCAGCAACUGCGCAUCGUCGAUUUCGCCUACCCACCCGACAAGGCGGCCGUUAUCAAGGCCGCGUGAGCGUCAUGUUAACGUUAUAUGGAGUGUAACAAUAUUUAGACUUGUCGAGGGGUUGAACUAUUAUAUAUAUCUAUGAAAAAUACCUAUAUGAGCAUCGUGACUUAUACUGCAAAGUAUGUUUAAUACUAAUAAUAACGUA